Messenger RNA from Diospyros lotus (date-plum), 2007 nucleotides. RefSeq names its product phospholipase A1 PLIP1, chloroplastic. Gene Ontology annotation, biological process: lipid metabolic process. The record is from RefSeq and is a predicted model, not a curated record. Gene Ontology annotation, molecular function: glycerophospholipid phospholipase A1 activity. NCBI's taxonomy places the organism in Eukaryota, Viridiplantae, Streptophyta, Magnoliopsida, Ericales, Ebenaceae. The coding region runs from base 1 to 2007 and encodes 668 amino acids. The transcript is spliced from 7 exons.
AUGACGGUUAGUCAUUUGACAGUCAUGACCCUGGAAUGCGCCUCGUUGUCCAUGACUAGCUCUCCGGCUGUGGCAAAGGACACGAUCAGAGAACCCAACGCUCUCUGCCGAUCCAUCUCCUCCAAGGACCUGUGCCGACGAACCAGAAUGAGAAGGUCAUAUUCUGACAACCACAUUCAUGCCUCAGCAGCACGGCCAAAGCUCAGAAACAGCCGCUCCAUUGGAAUAUUCAAUUUCCAAUUCUCAAGCUCAAUCAUCCCAAAUUCACUUCCUUCGUUUCUAGUUGAUCCAGAGAUGAGCAAGGAGAUGAAGACGAAUGAGAGCAAGGAGAUGGAUGUGAGGUUGGAGAAUUCACUGGAGGGCAGGAAGAGAGCGAAUUGGAUCGAGAGGCUGUUGGAGAUUCGAAGCCAAUAUUGGAGAGAAAGGCAACAAAAGCACAGCAUAGAUGACGACAGAGAGCCUGAUCAGGAUUGCGGCGAAGACAGAGAUGAGGGUGGUUGUGAAGUAGAUUAUGACGACGAAGAGGAUGAAAGCAAGAUGAGUAUUGAUUGUGAAUCGUUCUCGCGGUUGUUGGUUCGCGUCUCCAGGCCUGAUGCCAAGGUUUUCUCUCGGCUGGCCGCCCUAUGCAACAAGGCUUAUGCGAUACCGCAGAUAAAGGCCAUGGAUUUAAGAAGAUCUCACAGCCUAAUCCUUGUAACAUCGUCCUUGGAGAAGAAAGCAAAGGCAGCUAUCUUGAAAGAGAAAUUUGAUCAGGAUUCCACUACUUGUGCACCCGUGGCUUCCUCUGAUGCCACCAAUGAAUUGGAUCACAAGAAGGCUGCAGAAUCUGAGGAAAAGCAUAUGAACCCUGCAGCUGCAUAUGAGAUUGCUGCUUCUGCGGCAUGCUUUGUCCAUUCUCGCGCCAAGGACCCUUUAUCGGAAGAAAGCUCUACCCCUCGAGUAUAUGAAUCGGAAGUGGCCGCUCAAGUGGCAGAAUCAACAAUUACUGUAGUGGUUGCUGCAGGCGAGAAAGAGAAGCAGAAGGCAGCUAAGGACCUUCAAUCACUGCAUUCUUCUCCCUGUGAAUGGUUCGUUUGUGAUGAUCCAAGCACGUACACUCGGUGUUUUAUCAUCCAGGGAUCGGAUUCUUUAUCAUCAUGGCAGGCGAACCUCUUCUUCGAACCUACUAAAUUUGAGGGGACGGAAGUGCUUGUUCAUAGAGGAAUUUAUGAAGCUGCAAAGGGAAUAUAUGAACAGUUCAUGCCGGAGAUUAUGGAGCAUAUGAAUCGACACGGGGAGCGUGCAAAGCUUCAGUUCGCCGGCCAUUCCCUUGGGGGCAGUCUCUCACUCUUAGUCAGCUUGAUGCUCUUAACAAGGGAAGUUGUUAAGCCCUCUGCUCUCCGACCGGUUGUCACCUUCGGUUCACCAUAUGUGUUCUGUGGAGGUGAAAAGAUCCUUGAUGAGUUGGGGUUGGAUGAGGACCAUGUUCACUGUGUGAUGAUGCAUAGAGAUAUCGUCCCCAGAGCAUUCGCCUGCAACUACCCCGAUCGCUUCGCACAGCUCCUGAAACGCCUCACUGCCAAGUUUAGAUCCCACCCAUGCCUGAACAGGAAGAAACUGUUGUACUCUCCUAUGGGUAAACUGUUCAUUCUACAGCCUGAUGAGGACUCUUCUCCACCUCACCCUAUGCUUCCUCCCGGAAGCGCCUUCUACAUGCUGGAAAAUAGCCGAUGCAGGUUCGCAAAGAGUGCGAUCAGGGCCUUCCUUAAUGCUCCCCACCCUUUAAAAACUCUAAGCCACCCUACAGCCUACGGUUCAGAGGGCACAAUAAGAAGAGACCAUGACUCAAAAAACUACCUAAAGGCUGUGACUAGCGUCCUAAGGCAAUGCCCAAAUGGGAUUGCAGUCAGGAAGCCAACCCAAGAAAGAAGCUACUUGUUGCCAAUCUUGACGUCGCAAUCGCCACAUGCAUGGAGCCAUAAACAUAAUCUCGAAGAUCCCAGGCUGGAGGUGGUGACCGGCGCCUGA